Colletotrichum abscissum is the source of this 162-nucleotide messenger RNA. RefSeq lists its product as uncharacterized. Lineage: Eukaryota; Fungi; Ascomycota; Sordariomycetes; Glomerellales; Glomerellaceae. Bases 1 to 162 code for a protein of 53 amino acids. The transcript is spliced from 2 exons. The record is from RefSeq and is a predicted model, not a curated record.
AUGCCUGUUCUCGAUACGCGACUCAUCCAGGAGGGGAUGAUGGAAGUUGGUCACGAAAUUAUGAAAAGGAGCGUCGACCACACUGUACUAGAGACACUGGCAGUGGCUGGUACAUGUAUAUUUGGUGUGGGCGGCUUCAUUUACUGGAUCAACCACCGGUGA